CCACUUCGUUGAUAUUCGUUGCAAAUUGAACUGCGCCCGCGGCCCUUGUGGCCUCUGUGGCCACGAAAGCCUCUUCCUCUCAUGGUUUCGCGCACCUGGCGCCGGAUCCUGGGUGCCGUGCCUCCUGCACGUCACUUGCCGCGGGCGGUGCGGGCCGUGCGCGCGGCCGCAUCGGUGGCAGCUGGAGCCAGUGUCGCAGGCUGCCCUGGCCGCCCCACGUUCCUCGAGCCGCCGCCCUGCCGCAGCAAAGCUCAUGCGCCGGUGGAGCCAGGCACUGCAAAGGCUUCGGAAGAGGAGGCGGUGGCGGCGUGGGGCGGUGGUUUUCAGCAGACUGGGCAUAGAAGUCCAUGGCGUUGAAGUCCGGUAAACCACUGCAUGGUGGAAGAAGAAACUGACCUAAUACCAAUUCGAUCAUGGUCGUCACAGAACAAUGCGGCCCGGCUUGCGGUAGAUGAGUUCGCCGAGUUCGCGUGUCUUUCGAGGAAUUAGACCGUCUGGAAAAUACCCUGAAGGAAUGACAUGGAAGAAGAGGUUUCUGUGGGUUUUUCUUGUCAUGUCCUGGGGGUUGCUCGUUCCUCAUCUAUUUCUUGAAGCUUGAUGAAACUUGUAUAAAAGAUAUAUAAACAUACAUGUUGCUUAGCUAGAGGUGUCGGCUAGUUGUGCUUCUGUGUUGCCGAUCGGGCCAUUAAAUGUUUGUAGGUGGAGGAACUUCUCAGCAGAAGUAAGACCGUGCUGUUCAUGAAGGGCUCGCCAGAGUUGCCCAGAUGUCGGUUUUCCAGACUGGCCGCUGGUCAAGCAGAAGGAGCACCAACGACGAAUCGACCAGGGCAGGCAUUGACAUUUGUUGACCAAUUAGGCAGGUUUGUGCAACAUUCAAGGUGACUUGCGUGGAGUUUAUUUGUGUUUUUUCCUUGCGUGGAGUUUAUUGGUGCUUUUUCUUAACUUUUUUUUUCACCUACUACUUUGACCCAUAUUACUGAGGUCUCAUUGUACAACACAGAAAAACAACGCAGUAAACGCUUCUAUUGCACUGCUUCAUACGCACGCUGGUCAACGGUCAUCCCCGGUUUCUCCACCGCUUUGUGGCGGCGCCGGCCCGGCUGACCGCCGGUCGACCGGGCCGCCCGUUUCUUAGGCCGUGGAGAUCCUGCGGCAACACCAAGUGGAGUUUGACUAUGUGGAUGUUUUGGAGAAUCCCUCAGUGAGA
This is a messenger RNA of Durusdinium trenchii, 1207 nucleotides long. Lineage: Eukaryota; Dinophyceae; Suessiales; Symbiodiniaceae. The record is from the annotation of a GenBank genome assembly.